Ostrinia nubilalis (European corn borer) is the source of this 2043-nucleotide messenger RNA. RefSeq names its product organic cation transporter protein-like. Gene Ontology annotation, cellular component: membrane. NCBI's taxonomy places the organism in Eukaryota, Metazoa, Arthropoda, Insecta, Lepidoptera, Crambidae. The coding region runs from base 303 to 1925 and encodes 540 amino acids. Gene Ontology annotation, molecular function: transmembrane transporter activity. Gene Ontology annotation, biological process: transmembrane transport. The record is from RefSeq and is a predicted model, not a curated record. The transcript has 7 exons.
AAUUCAGUCCGAAGUGAGGCACGGUCCAUGCAACAGGUCCAAUAAGCGCCCAGACGUCAUUUUUAAUACGAUCCAGGCACACGCGUGCCGGUAACCGAGCAUUGUGCGUGAAAUCCGCACUAAAUACAAUCGAAAUACGAUAUUUACGGGGACAUUUCUCGAUUUUUAUCAUUGUUGAGUGAUAGCGAAGUGCACACGUGAAGUUGGGCGAGGUUAACCGCGCACACAGAAAUUGGGUCAUGGUAUACCAAUUUAAUUAGUGAUGCUUAGCUGAGGUUAACGGCGAUACUUGCGAAAUCAGGAUGGAGGAGUUGAAGAAAGAAAUCAAUUUAGACUCGGUGCUGGAGAGCCUGGGCCCGUACGGACGGUACAAUCUGCUGAACUUCGUACUGUUGCUGUACCCAAUACUGCUGAGUAGUUUCUUUGAGUGCGGUUUCAUUUUUGAGGCAAGAGAGAUCGCGUACAGAUGCCAAGUGGACGGCUGUGAAGACAGAUUCAAACUGAACGAUACCUCCUGGCUAAACCACGCUAUACCCCUAGACCCAGAUACACAAAAGCCAUUGUCUUGCCUUAGAUACUCUGUACUGAACACCACAGAUGUGAAUAAUCUGCAAUGUGUGAAAGAGGAGUUUUCCAAUAAGACUGAGAAGUGUUCUAGCUAUGUUUAUGAAGAGGAACACUCUUUUGUGAAAGAGUUCGACCUAGGCUGUCAAGAAUGGAAGCGCGCCCUAGUGGGCACCAUCCACAACUGUGGAAUGUUCGUAGCCAUGCUCUUCACUGGCGCGAUCUCAGACCGAUUCGGCCGAAAAGUCGCCGUCGGAUUCGCCUCGUGCGCAUGCUUCGUGUUCGGAUUCUCGCGAGCAUUCGCGCCGAAUUACAUCGGGUUCUUGAUCUUGCAUUUCUUUGAGGCUGGCUUCGGAGGCGGACUGUACCCGUCUGCUUAUGUUUUCAUUGUCGAGCUGGUCGGCGUGAAGCAGCGUGUUAUAGUCUCAGCUAUGUGCAACAUGACUUUCGUCAUCGGCGUCGUCCUCAUCGCCCUCCUAGCGUGGGUAGUCGACAACUGGCGGACGUACAUCAUGAUCCUCUACAGCCCCGCCAUCAUUGUCGUCAUGUACGUUUGGUUCAUGAACGAGAGCGGACGCUGGCUGCUCAGCAAAGGCAGGAGAGACGAAGCCGUCGAUGUCUUGAAAAAAGCAGCCAAAAUCAACAACCUAGACCCGAGAAAAUUGGAACUUGACGGCUUAGCUGAUCCGUUAUUGAAGCCGCAGAACCAAACUGGUGAUAAAAAAUCCCAGUUAUCAAAAGCGAUUCGGUCCAGCAUCAUUUGGAAGCGACUGCUUAUAUGCUCGUUUCUAUGGAUGACCUGCUCAUUAGUGUACUACGGUUUAUCUAUCAACUCAGUGUCAUUGAGCAGCAAUAAGUAUGUGAGCUUCAUGCUGGUAGUCCUUGUGGAGAUACCGGCGUAUAUCGUGGUUGUGAUUGUAUUAGACAAGUAUGGGAGGAAAAAGACGCUGAUUGCGAACUAUGUGACGUGCGCUGUGACGAGCUUGCUGUUCGCGUUUCUGCCGAGAUCUGACUGGUGGUCUAUCCCGCUGUACCUCAUCGGCAAAUGGAGUGUGACGCUGGCCUACAGCUCGGUCUACAUCUACGUGUCCGAAGUGUUCCCCACCAACAUGAGGCAGACACUCAUCAGUGUGUGCUCUACUGCUGGCAGGAUCGGCUCUCUGGUGGCUCCGGUGACGCCUCUAUUGUCGCUCUACCACAAGUCGAUGCCAACAGUGAUAUUUGGCAUCAUGUGCAUGAUAUCCAGCCUGCUGGUCCUCAUGUUGCCGGAGACGAGGAACAUGAGGCUCCCAGACACCAUCGAGGAGGCCGAGGAGCUGUACAGGAUGAAGAGCAAAACGGUAGACGAAGACAUGUUGUGAGAAUAACUUUAGUUCUUGGAUCCUCUAAGUUGAUUUGAUAGUAUUACCAGAGUUAAUACAAAUUAGUAGGUCAUCUUCAUAGAAACACACCGAGCGCGGUUUGUAUGUGAGCGCGCCA